UGGCACUGAGACUACCUAGUAGUAGACAAAAUGGGUUUUCAUUCUGUAUUUCUUGUUUUCUUAGCUGGCCUGGCAUUUUUCUCCGAAGCUGCACCACUGGACUCUGCUGACUCCAAGCACCCUCUUUUUAUAAAAAUUCUGGAUUCAGUUCGAGGAAGUCCAGCUCCAAAUGUGCCAGUUAAGUUGUAUAAGGAAGCUGCAGAUGGAUCUUGGGAACUGUUGAAUUCAAAACAAUCCAAUGACAACGGAGAGCUCCAUGAGCUCACAACUAAAGAACAAUUUGCAACAGGGAUAUACAAGAUUGAUCUUGACACAGCCUCUUACUGGAAGAGACUGGGCUUGAAUCCCUUCCAUCACCAUGCUGAUGUGGUGUUCACAGCUAAUGAUUCUGGUUAUCGACAUUACUCCAUUACUGUUUUCCUCAGUCCCUUUUCUUACUCAAAUACAGCAGUAGUUAGUGAGCCAGUGGAAUAGAAGGUGACAUUAAGCAUGAAAAUUUAGACAUGUAAAUUAAAAUUUCCAUAAA
Apaloderma vittatum (bar-tailed trogon) is the source of this 526-nucleotide messenger RNA. Its product is annotated as transthyretin-like. NCBI's taxonomy places the organism in Eukaryota, Metazoa, Chordata, Aves, Trogoniformes, Trogonidae. The transcript has 4 exons. Gene Ontology annotation, molecular function: thyroid hormone binding. The record is from RefSeq and is a predicted model, not a curated record. Gene Ontology annotation, biological process: purine nucleobase metabolic process. Bases 31 to 474 code for a protein of 147 amino acids.